Messenger RNA from Pyrenophora tritici-repentis Pt-1C-BFP, 1425 nucleotides. NCBI's taxonomy places the organism in Eukaryota, Fungi, Ascomycota, Dothideomycetes, Pleosporales, Pleosporaceae. The record is from RefSeq and is a predicted model, not a curated record.
AUGACGUCCUCUCACUCCAUUAACCCGCUCACGGUCCUUCCCCCAGAGCUCGUCCUUCGCGUCCUCGAAUACACGCCCAUCUCAGAUCUGGCCUCCCUUCUUGCUACAUCGCGUGCCUGGUACCACUUCAUUGACAACGAGCAUACAGACACCAUCUACUCCUCUCCAUCCAAGACAUCACAGCCACGCCAAAUCUCCCAACUACCUACCAAAGCCCGCGCCAAUGCGUUGUGCGCCCGUGCUGCAAGCUUCUCCAAGCUAUUCGACGGAGUCUCUUCGUGGAAACAACUAUGUGAGCGACAACAGAUGAUCAAGAAAGCGUGGGCGAGGCCCCGGCCGCUUACCCGCCAGUCCGUCCUACAGGUCAAGAACUCUGCUGUAUGGCGGUUCAAAACGGACUUUAAGCGCCGUUUGAUCAUCUCGACUUCACAUGACGGUGGCUUGCAUGUGUCUGAUAUGGAUACGGGUCAUCUUCUCUGGGAACUCCCGUCGUCGCUUCUCACAUCCGAAGACGACAGUGUCGAGCCGCAUGCGCAUCUUGAAUAUGACGAUGGAACAGCUGCGUUCAACAAAGGCGAUGUGAUUGAACUAUGGCGUGCAGAUGUGGGAAACACGGCGAGAGGAGAAUUCCGCCGUGUCACUACUCUCGACCCUGGUUGUCAGAUACGCGGGUUCCAGCUCUCCUACAACACACUUUGUGCCGUCUCAGCAGACGGCUUGGGGUUCGUGUAUGACCUAUCGCAAGCGCCACCAAGUGUCACGCGGCUGGAGAUUGAAAAAGGCGCAAUAGGCCAUCUAGACCAGAACGAAGACAUGGUCGUCUUCUCAAUGGGCUGGCAGGGCUAUCAUGCAUACGACAAGAAGACUGGGGUUUGCUUGGGUAGACUGGAACCCUGGCGUUGUACGGAAAAGUAUCACGCCGUUGAAUCUCCUACGCUUCACGAUACGUUUGGCAGGCUGGAAGUGUUUGCCAUUUAUCAGUGCAUGACACGGCCUCUGUAUCCCCCCAUGGCACCGCGUGAGCAUCGGUUGUCGCCGGUGAGAGUAAACACUGGUCCGGCUUAUGAAACAGACACUUACGAUGACCUCUGGGGUGCCGGCAUGCUGGAUCGCGGCAGUGACAUGUUCGUCGGCUACUCGGGCAGCGGCUGCAUUUUCAUCUGCCAGAACAUUCGCACGGCGCUCGAGAGCGGUGCUGAGAAUCUGGCUAGCCAUGGUCAACUCCUCGAAUCUAAAAGACGCGGUUCCUCUCUCAGUCUGGGAGGCUGGCUGGCGGUCAAGAACCAUCGUGUCAUGUUCGAGGCUGGGGAAACUAUGUUCAUCAUCGCGCUGGACGGGGACAAUCGUGUCAUCGUUACGGAUGGAGAUCAGAGCAAGCCGACUUCGUUUGCGACGCACACUGGGUCUCCGAAAAGGCGAUCGUGA